UGUCUUACCGGGCGGCGUAGAAGAUGGCAGCGGCGUUAGAGGAAGAGUUUGAAGACGCGCCUGAUGUAGAGCCGCUUGAGCCGACGCUGAAAAACAUAAUUGAGCAGAAAUCGCUCAAAUGGAUUUUCGUGGGAGGAAAAGGCGGCGUGGGCAAAACGACGUGCAGCUGCAGUUUAGCUGUGCAGUUGGCCUCGGUGCGAGAGAGCGUGCUCAUCAUUUCAACGGAUCCGGCCCACAAUAUCUCUGAUGCCUUCGACCAGAAGUUUUCCAAGGUUCCCACAAAAGUGAAGGGCUACGACAACCUCUUCGCCAUGGAAAUCGACCCUAGCCUUGGGGUGGCUGAGCUGCCAGAUGAGUUCUUUGAGGAGGACAACAUGCUGAGCGUGGGCAAGAAGAUGAUGCAGGAGGCAAUGAGCGCCUUCCCAGGCAUAGACGAAGCGAUGAGCUACGCCGAGGUCAUGAGGCUGGUGAAAGGGAUGAACUUCUCCGUGGUGGUGUUUGACACAGCCCCGACAGGACACACCCUACGCCUGCUCAACUUUCCCACCAUCGUUGAGCGGGGCCUGGGCCGGCUGAUGCAGAUCAAGAACCAGAUCAGCCCUUUUAUCUCGCAGAUGUGCAACAUGUUGGGUCUGGGGGAAAUGAAUGCUGACCAACUAGCCUCCAAGCUGGAGGAGACUCUUCCCAUCAUCCGCUCUGUUAGCGAGCAGUUCAAGGACCCGGAGCAGACUACAUUCAUCUGCGUAUGCAUCGCCGAGUUCCUAUCCCUGUACGAGACAGAAAGGCUCAUCCAGGAGCUGGCCAAGUGUCACAUUGACACGCAUAACAUAAUCGUUAACCAGCUGGUCUUCCCCGAGCCAGAUCGGCCAUGCAGGAUGUGCGAAGCUCGCCACAAGAUCCAGUCCAAGUACCUGGACCAGAUGGAAGAUUUGUAUGAAGAUUUCCACAUUGUCAAGUUGCCUCUGUUGCCCCAUGAGGUGAGGGGGGCAGAUAAGGUCAACACUUUCUCCCAGCAGCUUCUGGAGCCCUACAACCCUCCCAAAAAAUGACUCCUUGCAGAUUCCAAAAGCCCCACCUACUUUCCUUAUCACCUCCAAUCAUCUUGUCUUCAAGUGACCCAUUUUGGAGAGGAACAUUACAACUUCAUCCACCAUGACACAGAUGACAGAACUUUCAGACCUUCUCUCUAGAUUCAAUCUGUUAAUUUUCCUUCAGAGAAAAAUGGAAAAGACUGUGUUUCUCCUACAACGUAGGUUAUAUAUCACAUCACAGUUUUGGUUCUUCCCGUUGACAUUAAGCUUGCAUUUCAAACCUUUACAACCAAUGAAAGAACCCUAGGCUGGAGCAUCACUCAUUUUAUCCUCACAUUAAAGAACUAUAAGUGGAAUAGUGCCUGGGUGCACUCUUCUGACAACUGGAACACGUAACUAUCCAGAGAGAAGACUGAUAAGAGGGAGAUAAAAUGUUCAUAUAGUUUCCUGUUCCUGUUUUCACACUUUCAGUCAUUCAUAUGUAUGGUCUCCAGUCCUGGCAGUAACUGCCUUUUAAUGACCUAUAGCUUGCAGUAACCGCCCAAGGUUUGCUACAUGAGCGUCAGUCCUGUCACAGUUGUGGUGAACAAAGCAUAAUAUUUGCCACAGAUGAUUUAAAAGCUCCAUAAUUCCUUGAUUAAAUGGAAAGUUAAAUCAGGAGUUUGCUCAAAUUUCUUUAUUCAUCCACUGAUCUAUGAAACACAAAGGAACCAAGCAUUUUCAGUUACCUGAAAAAACAGUAUAAAAUCUGCAAAUCUUUCUGUUUAACAAACAAAAAAACUGGCAGAGUAUCUGAAUUCAGCCCACAUUUCAGCUUUACAUCUAAGGUCGUGAAGAAUU
Molecule: messenger RNA, 1871 nt
Organism: Scleropages formosus (Asian bonytongue)
Lineage: Eukaryota; Metazoa; Chordata; Actinopteri; Osteoglossiformes; Osteoglossidae
Product: ATPase asna1-like
Exons: 7
Coding region: 24-1049 (341 amino acids)
Biological process (GO): tail-anchored membrane protein insertion into ER membrane
Cellular component (GO): GET complex
Molecular function (GO): ATP binding; ATP hydrolysis activity
Source: RefSeq, a predicted model, not a curated record